UUAAAUAAAAUAUAAAAUAAAAUAUACACAUAGUUAUGUUGUAAAAUACUUUUUUACUGAAUUCAAUUCAAUUCAACGCAACUAGGCAGUGAGCACAACGACAAAUACAACGUAGCGUAAACCUUAACGUUAAUAAUUACCGUUGGUUCGACAUCAGGUUUACAGCAACGCAACCACAAAGUGUAAAGCAAACCACAUUAAUAUCUCAUUAGGCGAAAUAUAAAAUUCGAAUACAUAUAGAAUAAAAUUUUAAAUUCAAAAUAAUGCUGACCUGUUUACCGCUGUUGCUAAAGUAACCAUUCAAUUUUUAUAAAAGUAAACAGAUAAUUUCUUAUAUACUUAAUAACUAUAAAAAGAGUAAUAGAAUUCUCCACAAUAUAAAGCACAAAUAUUUAAAAAAUAUUUAAAAAUUCGAUUUAAUUAAUCAAGUGCACAUAGAAAAACAUUUAAAUUUUUAUCUAAUCAUAUAUACCAAAUCACAUGGAUGACGAACUUGAGGAUAAGGUCUUAUACCAAACAUACGUCUCACACAUGAAGAUUCUAUCGAAAUUCGCCGUAGGCUUUUCAUCCAUAAAUUCGCCAUUGGCGUAUAUAUGGAAAUUAUGUCGUCUCUAUGUAUUGCGUCCAGAAGUCUUAUUUUGUGCUGUGAUCCUAUUUAUUUUUCUUAUUUAUAUACAAGCUGUUGAUGUAUGGAGCCGCGGCAUUAUUGGCCGCAUACAAGCCACACUUGGUCGUCAACGUAGUCGUAACAAGAUACUAGAUGCCGCAAGUAGCAGUAGGGAACAACUCUGUUGGGAGGAGAUACGUCAACAGAGCUCUGCAUUUGCUGUACUUGGUCGACGUCCUCGCAUGGAAGAUAGAUACAUAAUCGAGGAGAACAUCAACAACAACACUGAUAUAUCAUUCUUUGCGGUAUUUGACGGCCAUGGUGGCGAGUUUGCCGCUGAUUACGCUAAAGAUAUUUUGGUAAAGAAUAUUUAUAAGAAAGUCAUUGAAGCUGCUAAACUGCUCUCCAAUCCACAAAAACCACAACAUUUGUCAACUGGAAACGGUGGAUCUGGUGAUGAUGAUGGAAAAUACGAUGCGAGUCCAUUUUUAAAACGCAAAGCAGUCAAAGAUGAAACCAAUAAAGAGAAUGACACAAACUCUGUACGACGCCGUGACAGUCUACGUAAAUCUCACAGUAGCACCACGGAUGAUUGUACCGCCCCAAAACAGAAAGCCUCUGAAACUGAUGUCAUUACAGUGAGAUUAAAUUCUAUAUUACGUGAGGGCCCGAGAAAUAUUUUUCUUUUAAACUCCAAUAACAACAAUAACAAUAUAAAUAAGGACGGCCUCACCAAUAAUAAUCCACCGCAAACCUUAGAUGCAAAAGUAUACCUUGAAAAUGGUAAAAUUAAUUUCGGUAAAUUAAUUACCGACGAAGUUUUGUCAGCGGAUUACAAUUUGGUUGAGGCCGCCAAGAAAAAAUCCAAUAUAUCUGGUACCACUGCGCUAAUCGCAAUCAUACAUGGAACUAAACUAUUUGUUGCGAAUGUAGGCGAUUCGCGCGGUGUUAUGUAUGAUUCUCGAGGAAUUGCAAUUCCACUUUCUUUUGACCAUAAACCACAGCAGGUACGUGAGCGCAAACGUAUACAUGAAGCAGGCGGUUUCAUCGCUUUUAGGGGAGUAUGGCGUGUUGCUGGUGUUUUGGCUACAUCACGCGCUCUUGGAGACUAUCCGCUAAAAGACAAAAAUCUAGUCAUAGCCAAUCCCGAUAUAUUAACAUUCGAUUUAAACGAUCACAAACCAUCAUUUUUAAUUCUUGCCUCCGAUGGUUUAUGGGAUACAUUUAGUAACGAAGAAGCUUGCACUUUCAUUAAAAAACACAUCAGUGAACCAGAUUAUGGAGCUAAAUCACUUGCAAUGCAGUCCUACUACCGCGGUUCUGUUGAUAAUAUAACCGUGUUAAUAAUAGUUUUUCGCAAAGGUGUCUAUCGAAUUUCAUCAUCAGUUGCCACAACUGCAAAGUCUGCAUCCACCGCUAGUGCAACUGUUGUUGGCGAACAAAUCAAUACAGCACAGCAAGCCAAAGAAGUUGCAUCUGCGCCCAAUAUACACCGUUCCAAUAGCGGUGUUGGCACUGGCACUGGCACUGGCACGAAAUGAAUUCUUAUUCUUAUUCUUAUUUACAUAGAAUAUCUAAGAAAUACGACUAUGUAUCAAUCACAACGCAAGUGCCCAAAUAUUUAAAUAAUUUAAAAUAAGAUUUUGCUCUCAUUUGAUAUAUAUUUUUAUAUUAAAUUUAAUCGAUAUAUUUUCAUAUCCCACCACUUUACAUCCUAACAUCUAAUGUAGGAUAUAUGUUAUUAUUUGUUUUUAUUGAAUCUCUCUUUUGAAGCUUCUAAAUUA
Messenger RNA from Teleopsis dalmanni, 2391 nucleotides. RefSeq names its product protein phosphatase 1L. Bases 481 to 2148 code for a protein of 555 amino acids. Lineage: Eukaryota; Metazoa; Arthropoda; Insecta; Diptera; Diopsidae. Gene Ontology annotation, molecular function: protein serine/threonine phosphatase activity; cation binding. The record is from RefSeq and is a predicted model, not a curated record. Gene Ontology annotation, biological process: protein dephosphorylation. The transcript has 6 exons.